Molecule: messenger RNA, 2313 nt
Organism: Dermatophagoides farinae (American house dust mite)
Lineage: Eukaryota; Metazoa; Arthropoda; Arachnida; Sarcoptiformes; Pyroglyphidae
Biological process (GO): nucleosome assembly
Cellular component (GO): CAF-1 complex; nucleus
Source: RefSeq, a predicted model, not a curated record
CGAUUAAGUAAAAAAUCAGUCAAAAUAGAUCAAAUUGCUCAAUUUGAAUCAAUCAUCCAGGUCCAAACAUAAAACUGCCCAAAAUAUAAACCAAAAUCGGAUGAAGAUUAAAUAUGCAAUUAAUUCGGGACUAAUCUGUAUUAUUUGAAAACGUUACGUCAAAAAAUCAGUGUGGUGUUCGAUAAUCAAAUUAUACUACAAGUGGUAUUUAAGCUUCGGGCUUAAAUUUUCGAUACGAUCAUUAUUUUGCUUUGUUUUUGUAUUUUUGAAUGUAUUUAUGCACCUAACCUAACCUAACUCCAUCGACCAUUAAGCUAUUUCUUGCUUACAAUAACUUGGUGGCAGAGGUGAAAUUCGAAUUCACAUCCCAAGAGAUUCUUUUUUGGUUAUAGAAAGAAAUCGAAAAAAUUGUGAUCAUCAUCAUUAAUUUAAUUCACAAAAAAUUAAAAAAUUCUGGCUUUACACAGCAUGUUUCUUUUUUUUAUAUGGCUAAAAAUGCUGAAAAAUUAUUGUUCCGAUCCGCUAAACCCGGAAUCAUUUUUAUGUAAUCAGAAUUCAAUUCAUUUGUAAAUGAUUCAAUGAUAAAGUCUAAUAUCAUUCCAUCCAAUUUUUUUAUUUUUUUAUUGUAAAAAACUUUUUCGCCUAUUUCAAUCCGUGUCUUACAUUUUCUGUAGAUAUAGACGAAAUUGUUUUGGCGCUUUAAACCAAUACAAUUUCAUUGUUUGAUUGUUCAAAGAACUGUGUGUGUGUGUGUUUUUUUUGGUUGCAGUAAAGCUUUCACAAUUUUCGAUUAUAUCACACCUAAAAGUGCCUCAAUUGUUUAAAGAGAAAAAAAAACAAAUUAAUACAAUCAUCAAAAUGCCUGACAUUAUAGAUCUGACAAUGGAAAAUGAACUGAACGAUAUUUCUAUGACAAAUCCUGAUGAUAGUAUUAAUGUAUCGAGCUCUAAUGAAUCAUUUGAGAAGCCUUCAGCUAAAAAACGAAUCAAACUUUCACAUGAAGAUCGUAUCAGAAUCAAAGCUGAAAAGGAAAAAUUACGUGAAGAACGUGAACAAUUACGAAUGGAAAAAGAAAUGGCCAGAUUGGAACGAGAAAAAGUUCGUAUAGAAAAAGAGAAAAUGAAGAUGGCUCGAGAAAAACAGAUUCUUGAAGAACGAGAAAAGAAACAGAAUGAACAACAGAUGAAGAUGCAAAUGAAGGAGAAAAUUCGUAAAGAAAAAGAAGAAGAAAAAAAUCGUAAAGAAAUGGAAAAACAAAAGCGAUUGGAAGAGAGACAGGCCAUCGUUGAAGAAGAGAAUAAAAAAAAAGAAAUGGCAAAAAAAUUGGAGGAAAAAAGUCGAGCCGUUCUUUUUAAUUUUCUCAGAAAAUCCAGCUCAGGUGUUAGUGAAAAUAAUGAUCAAAAUUCUUCCUUUACGAAUCGAAUGGCAAUGUCAACAGAUAAUGAAAUGGAUUGUGGUGGUAGUGGUGGAGAAUAUUCAUUUGUUCCGAAAAAUCUAAUCAAUUCAUUUGAUUCCGACCAAUUUGAACGUUUAAUCACCGAUCAGAAUGAAUCUGUCGAACAUUUAUAUCUUGCCUGUUUAUUGUCUGGUCAAAAAGUUCCUUAUUCCUGUCCAAUCAUUCAAUCAUCUUCAUCAUCGAUAAAUGUUGAUGAUGAAUUACUUGAACAAUAUCAUCCAGUUAAUUAUAUUUACCUGAAAUUUCAUGAAAAUCUUAAACCACCUUAUUUUGGACCUAAAACAUUGACUACUGAAAUGGAUGGUCGACGUCCAUUUAUUAAAUUAGAAUCAUUGGAUUAUGAAGUUGAUAGUGAUGAAGAAUGGGAUGAAGGUGGACCUGGUGAAAGUUUAAGUAACACUGAUUCUGAACAAGAAGAAAAAGAUGAUUAUGAAAUUGAUAAUGAUUUUUUUGUACCACAUGGUUAUCUAUCUGAUGAUGAAUUUAAUUUGAAUUCCGAUCUAGCAGCCAAUGCUAACAAUGAAUCACAAUCAAGAAAUAAUAAUAGUCCAUUAACUAAAGAACAAACAUUGCUUAAUGAACGAAGUAGACUUGCCGAUAAAUUAACACCACAAGUGAUUGGAUGUUUUUGGACAUCAUCAUCACCAACAUUGGAACAACAACAACAACAACAGCAGCUAUUCGGUAUGGAUAAAUUAAAAUUUCUGGAACAAUUUAAAAUCUGUCUUAUACCAUCGAUUGCUAUUAAGCCAUAAUAAUAAUGGUAAUAAACCUGAAUAUAUUCAUCCUUUGUGGUUGUAUAAUUAUCAAUCAUUUUUGUAUCGUUUUUAUUAUUAUUAUUAAAUUUUUGAAAAACA